UAAUCGUGCGUACACUUUAUCAGGUUUGCGAUACAAAUGCAUUAGGAGGAUCCCGUGCCUCUUUCAUUAAAGUAGUUGGGGAAAUUGAUCCCGCCCCCUUUCAGGAGUAAAAAAAAAAAGAAGCGAUUAUUUCUCCUCUCGCCGGGAGAGGGUGAGGGAAAGACUCGGCCAGGAUUGUGGGAACGAGCAGAAUCAGCCCUCAACACCGUCAGCUACAGACGUCGUCCACGGCUUCAACCUUCCCCUCCUUCGCUCCGACCGGCACUUCACACACAGGGAGACCAAGCGACAGACAGUCCGCUGCUGCUGCCUGCUCCUCAACACGCUCCUGUCUGACGAGUGACCCAAUAGUUUUUGAAUGACAUUAUUAAUACACACACGCACACUUUUGGUUCGGUCUGUCGACGUCCUCUCUUGAGUUGGGUUCCUGGAUUUAAGAUCGUCUUCUUUGCACACAUUCACAAAGUCCACCAUCCCCAUUCAACCCCAGAGCCGAGGCUUCAACGAGGUGACAUUCGCGUGGAAGGCACCGCCGGGGGAGCAGCGUGUAGUAUCUCUCACUUCCAGGGGACAAGAGUCCAUGCAUACCCAAGUACAGACGCUGGAGUCUUUGAAUUGAGUUGAAGUUGAGAAAAGAAGAGCAAAGACUGGUGGAAGGAGAGAAAAAGCAGCUGGCGCGUGAGGAAGAGAAAAGAAAAGACGCGGACAGAAGAGAAAGAAAGGGGAGAGCGAGCCGAGAAGGAGAAAGAGAAAGAAACAGAGGCGCACCGCCGUUACUUUAUUUUCCGUUCGAGCCAGAGGAGCGAGAGCGCAUCCGAGAGACGGGGACGAUGGGGAGGAAAAAGAUACAGAUCACGCGGAUUAUGGAUGAACGCAACAGACAGGUUACGUUUACAAAGCGAAAGUUUGGCCUGAUGAAGAAGGCGUACGAGCUGAGCGUGCUGUGCGACUGCGAGAUCGCCCUGAUCAUCUUCAACAGCACCAACAAGCUGUUCCAGUACGCCAGCACAGACAUGGACAAGGUCCUGCUCAAAUACACAGAGUACAACGAGCCCCACGAGAGCAGGACCAACUCAGACAUUGUGGAGACGUUGAGAAAGAAGGGCCUAAAUGGCUGUGACAGCCCAGACCCCGAUGCGGACGACUCUGUCGGCCACAGCCCCGAGUCCGAAGACAAGUACAGAAAAAUAAACGAGGAUAUAGACCUGAUGAUCAACAGACAGAGAUUGUGUGCGCUAAACAAGAAGGAGAACAAAGGCGGGGAGAGCCCGGAGCUCGAGACCGUGCUCACGCUCACGCCGCGAACCGAGGAGAAAUACAAACAGAUAAACGAGGAGUUUGAUCAAAUGAUUAAGACGCAUAAGAUACCCCAGGGCGUGCCCCAGUCCAACUACGAGAUGCCUGUGUCCAUCCCCGUCAGCAACCAGAACAGUCUCAUCUACAGCCAUCCCGGCGGUUCCCUAGGCAACCACAACCUCUUGCCACUGGCGCACCACGGCCUCCAGAGAAACAGCAUGUCCCCCGGUGUCACACACAGACCCCCCAGUGCAGGUGGCCUCAUGGGUGCUGACCUCACUACUGGCGCAGGCACCAGUGCUGGAAACGGCUACGGAAACCACCGUAACUCGCCCGGUCUGCUGGUCUCUCCAGGUGGCAUGAACAAAAACAUGCAGGCCAAGUCUCCCCCGCCCAUGAACCUGGGCAUGAACAACCGCAAGCCGGACCUCCGCGUGCUCAUCCCCCCCGGCGCCAAGAACAACAUGCCGUCCAUCAACCAGAGAAUAAACAACUCCCAGUCUGCCCAGUCACUGGCCACACCAGUCGUAUCCGUAGCAACACCCACCUUGCCGGGGCAAGGAAUGGGAGGUUACCCAUCUGCUAUCUCUACUUCCUAUGGUACUGAAUAUUCCCUGAAUAGUGCAGAUCUGUCCUCCCUGUCUGGCUUCAACAGUGGCAGCUCCCUUCACCUGGGCUCCAUGAGCGGCUGGCAGCAGCAGCACAUCCAGAACAUGCAGCAUUCAGCCAGCCUGGGCCAGCUAGGAAACUGCGCUAGCUCCCACUUGUGUCAGGGCUCCAAUCUGUCGCUGCCCUCCGCCCAGAGCCUGCACAUCAAGUCCGAGCCCGUGUCCCCUCCGCGGGAUCGCACCAGCAGCACGGGCGGCUACGGCGGCGGCAUGCCGCCCCAGCAGCAGAACCUCCCCUCGUCCCGCCAGGACUCUGGCCGCUCCCCCGUGGACAGCCUGAGCAGCUGCAGCAGCUCCCACGAGGGCAGCGACCGGGACGACCACCGCAACGACUUCCACUCGCCCCUGGGGCUGGCGAGGCCCAACAUGGACGAGCGCGAGAGCCCCUCCAUCAAGCGCGUGCGCCUGUCGGAGGGCUGGGCCACAUGAUGGAUACCCCCCCUGUCCCCACGUGGUCCCUGAAGAACCUCCCCCCUCCUAUCCCCAGACCUACCCCCUCACCACUGCCCCCCCGUCAGAGUCGACCCCGAAGCCCCAAAGAAACGCAGCAACCCAGACACUCCCAGAGACCCACCACCCACCCACCAGCCCCCCACCACCACCGUCUCUUACUUUUAGUCGUAUUUCAGCGGUCAAUCGAACACCCCUGGGACCCCCACUGCAGUGUCCCCCUCUCUCUCUCUCUCUCUCUCUCUCUCUCUCUCUCUCUCUCUCUCUCUCUCUCUCUCUCUCUCUCUCCCUCCUCUUUGUCUCAUUGCCGCCGAAAGGGAAGACAAAAAUAGUAGCCAUUUUCCUGAAAUAUCGUAGUAUUUUUUUUAUUUUAUUCUUUUAUUUGUUCUUUUAUUUUUUAUUUUUUGCUGAGUGUGUGUGUGCUUAACAUAUGAUAUAAACAAGCGGGGUGAUAUAAUCAGGGUUAGGGAGGGAAAAGGGUUCGGAUCAGGGCAUCAUUUUAUCGGGGGGAACUAUGCAUACAUCGUGUUGUGUGUUGAAAAAAACGAUUUCAUAUGCAUAUAUAUCUUUACACGUUUGUGUGUGUAUGUGUACAUAUAUGCAUAUCAACAAAUAAACAAAAAAAUGCCAGGUACUCUGUUUUGUAAAAAAAAAAAUACAUACAAUUUGCCUCAGCGAUAUACCAGUGACUAGACAAAAAAGGAAGAAAAGAAAAAGAUAAAAAAAAUAUGAGUGUGUGUGUGUGUGUGUGUGUGUGUGUGUGUGUGUGUGAGUGUUGGAGCAAAGAACACCUUAGCACUUGAGUUGGACAACCAGACAGUGUACAGUGUCAGUUUCAUUGCUAUAUAUAUACAUUCUCUGCCGUUCUCCCUUGCAAAAAUGUGUGUUAACCUUAGAUGAUGUCAUGUUGCAGGUUCAACGUAUUUAUGUAAAUAGAGCAUCAGGGGGCGGGGAGGAAAGGCCGGGGGUCAAAGGUUGCCAGACAUUAACAAAAUUUAUUUACUCACUAAACGAAAAGCUAUUAUGCAACAUUUGAAGGAUUGUACAGGUAAACAGAUUGGACCCAGUGGUAGACGCGUAUGGAGCCAGUUUGAGGAGCUACUGCUCGGUUUUAGAGAAUCUAAUGGCGCCAGGACCACCCUUUGAUCUAGAGCUACAUUAAGUAUAACCGGGGAUACUCUGGGUCUUCUAUUAACUAUUCAGUAUUAAUAAACAAAACAAAACAAACAAAAAAAAAAGUUGAAAAAAAUUGUACGAUACACUUGCUUAUAUUUUCAUAUGGAAGGAAUACAAUGCAAAGCAUUUUUGUGGCUUUUUGUAGUUUCUAUAAGCCAGAAUGUGUUUUUUGAUAGCUUUGCUAAUAGGAGACGGAUAGUUCAACAUGAUGGGGGGAAAUUAAUGGGUUUUUAAACCCUAAGCCAUGAUAACAGACUGGAUACAAUGCUUUGCUGAACUGUUUUCUCUUUGUAGAGGUUUGUUUUUAAACGUGUAUUUCUAAUUAUAUAUAAUAACGGUAAUAUUAAGAAUCUUUAAAAAAAAAAUCUGUGAAAUUAACAUGCUUGUGUAUAGCUUUCUAAUAUAUAAAUAUAUAUAAUAAUGAUUUUUUUUUUUGUUUUUGUUUUGUUUUUGUUGUUUUCUUAGUGGAGUUUUGUAUGUGCCAAUGCACAUAGCGUCUGGUUUGUUUUGAGUUUAGCUCUGAACACUGCUGUUCAGGUCUUUAAUUAGUCUGACCUUGUCAAGCCAGCUGGAAACCAUUGCCAGUGUUUUGUGGAGAUGAGGAAAGACACAUGUCCACGUGGAAAUGAAAAAAAACCUUGAAGUGGAAAAAUGUUUGGAGACUGGAGCUAAGGAGGAAACAAGUCACACCUUGACACACGGUUGUCAUAUUGACAAAUAUUAUUAUUAUUAUUGUUAUUAUUAUUAUCGAUCCUCAGUCCCUCCUUACUGAAGCCCGCAAGUCGGGCCUUAUGUUAAUGAUCGUUUAUAACCUGGUGUUUAUUUUGUUUUUUUAUGUAUUUUUCCAGCAACCAUUUUGAGUUCAAGACUUCACAGACUCUAAAAACGUAACUUUGAGAUCAGAAAACAAACCCCUGACAAUGUAACACCUCCUUAGAAUCCAUCUUUCGAAACAGGGUUCCGUGUCAUUUUACCGAAAGUCACUGACAUUUUAAAACUAAAUACCGAAGGAAGAAAAAAACAAUCAUGCUGGUAUGGGAGAAGCCCAGUGGUUUUAUUUCAGACAAAUAGCUGUUUUGAUUUUGCUCUUUUUCAAACAACGAGACUAGCCACAUAACUCUGCCUCCCGAUCUGCUGUCACUUGAGUGUUAUGGAAUUUCUAUGUGCAUAUUUCAUGCAGGUUCACGAUGUCGUUACUGUAUACAGUCUGUGUAGUCAGAAACAGGGGCAGAGCCUCUCAGUGUUUCCUCUAUCUUUCUCUAUCUCUUUCUCUCUCUCUCUCUCUCUUUUUUAAUUCAAUACUAAAGUUUGAGAAAAAAAAAUCAUGAUAUUUCAGGCAGCAUAUGUGUGGAGAAACCAAAGCCAGUGGCAUUUUCUGUGUUGUAAACUCAAGUUUUAUUUUCACAUUCAUUUAUGGUUAUUUGCAAAGCAUUGAAACAAAAAAAUAAUAAAAGAAUUUGCUCAAAUGUA
Molecule: messenger RNA, 5060 nt
Organism: Gadus morhua (Atlantic cod)
Lineage: Eukaryota; Metazoa; Chordata; Actinopteri; Gadiformes; Gadidae
Gene: mef2cb
Product: myocyte enhancer factor 2cb
Exons: 11
Coding region: 831-2393 (520 amino acids)
Biological process (GO): cell differentiation; positive regulation of transcription by RNA polymerase II
Molecular function (GO): histone deacetylase binding; RNA polymerase II cis-regulatory region sequence-specific DNA binding; DNA-binding transcription factor activity, RNA polymerase II-specific
Source: RefSeq, a predicted model, not a curated record